Molecule: messenger RNA, 2158 nt
Organism: Ylistrum balloti
Lineage: Eukaryota; Metazoa; Mollusca; Bivalvia; Pectinida; Pectinidae
Product: kelch-like protein 5
Exons: 11
Coding region: 1-1914 (637 amino acids)
Molecular function (GO): protein binding
Source: RefSeq, a predicted model, not a curated record
AUGGCUGAGUAUAGACGUCUAUGGGAAGACCCAAUAGGGACAGUCAGUGUCCCUUUGUAUAAUCGUAUGAACUUCUCAACGGUGCCGAGGAAAUCAUCAGUCAACAAAAAGUCAUGGUUGUAUGCACCAGAAAACCACACAAGCCGAGAAGGGGAGCCAAGGUACCUGGUUCAUCAGACCUAUGCUGCUACGUUCCCCACAACUAGGAUGGAGGAUGUUCCUGACUCCUUCCACUCCAUGAACCAUGCUGAGAGAAUGAUGAAAAAAAUGGAGGGCUACGUUUCUAAGCGACAACUGUGUGAUGUCGUGUUACUUGUGGGAAACAAGCGCAUUCCCGCACACAGACUCGUUCUCAGUGCAGCAUCGGAUUACUUUGCGGCAAUGUUUACCAACGAUGUAAGGGAGGCUACUAUGGAGGAAAUCAAAAUCAACGAUGUUGAUCCAGACGCCAUGGUAGCCAUUGUGAACUAUUCUUACACAGGUAACAUAUCACUUCAAGAGGAUACAGUGGAGAAUCUGCUAUCCACUUCCUGUUUACUUCAGCUGUCAGAGGUUGUGGAGGCCUGCUGUAACUUCCUCAUGAAACAGCUCCACCCCUCUAACUGUAUCGGGAUCAGACAAUUUGCUGACGCUCAGGGCUGUACAGACCUUUACAAAGUUGCCAACAACUACGUCAUGGACAACUUUGUACAUGUGAUGCAGAACCAGGAAUUUCUGAUCCUGCCCGCAGAAGAAGUUUGUCGUCUGUUGUCAAAUGAUGACUUAAACGUUCCCGAUGAAGAGACCAUCUUCCAGUCACUCAUUAUGUGGGCAAAACAUGAUAUGGCCAAUAGAAAGAAGGUUCUAUCCAAACUCCUGUCUCAUAUUCGUCUUCCACUAAUGUCUCCUCAGUUCAUCGCCGACCAUGUGGAGACAAACGCCUUAUUCCGCGAGGACAAGGAGUGUCAAUACCUCAUUAUGGAGGCACUCAAAUACCACCUCCUUCCUGAGAGACGCUCAUCAUUCCAGAGUCCACGUACCAAACCCAGAAAGUCUACUGUUGGUGUUCUGUACGCAGUUGGAGGGAUGGACUGUACAAAAGGUGCAACUACAAUAGAAAAAUAUGACCUACGGACCAACAACUGGACACAAGUAGCCAACAUGAGUGGUCGUCGGCUCCAGUUUGGAGUGGCUGUCAUUGAAGAUAAACUUUACAUUGUGGGAGGUCGGGACGGCCUAAAAACCCUUAAUACUGUUGAGUGUUACGACACCAAGAAAAAGUCCUGGAGUCUCAUGCCCCCGAUGUCAACACAUAGACAUGGGUUAGGUGUUGGAGUAUUGGAGGGACCAAUGUAUGCUGUUGGAGGACAUGAUGGUUGGUCUUACCUAAACACAGUGGAGCGUUGGGAUCCUCAAGCUAGGCAGUGGAGCUAUGUCGCUCCCAUGUCAACAUCCCGCAGUACUGUAGGCGUGGCUGUCCUCAUGGGCAAAUUGUAUGCAGUGGGAGGCAGAGAUGGAAGCUCUUGCCUGAAGACUGUUGAGUGUUUUGAUCCUCACACCAACAAAUGGUUACACUGUACCCCAAUGUCGAAACGGCGUGGCGGUGUAGGGGUCACAACGGGAGGGGGAUUCCUGUACGCAGUCGGAGGUCAUGAGGCACCAGCUACCAACCCAACAUGUUGUAGAUUUGAGUGUGCUGAAAGAUACGACCCCAAAACUGACCAAUGGACAAUGAUUGCCACUAUCAGCUCACCCAGGGAUGCAGUAGGUGUAUGUGUACUGGGAGACAAGAUCUUUGCCGUAGGAGGUUACGACGGUCAGCAGUAUCUACAAGAUGUGGAAUGUUACGACUCAGUCAGCAACGAAUGGUCAAAGAUGGCUGGUCUGUGUACUGGUCGAGCAGGAGCCUGUGUUGUCCAUGUCAGCAACAGUUGACAUAAGAGGAAAUGGUCACUUUCUCUCCUCAAGAAGUGGCCAUCAGGAUUUUUUCAUAGAAGACGACGAAAGUCUAGUGGUCAUGGAUCACCGUAGAUUUUAUCAUUACAAACAGCAAGGAAAACUGUACGUCAUUUGUUCAUAUGAACUUCACUACAGUAUGUUUACCAGUCAGUGUGAACCUCACUACUUAAUGACCACAGGUCAAUGUGACCCUCAUUACUUAGUGACCUGGUCAAUAUGA